GGUGCCUUGCCCUACAACAAAGAGCAUCAACAAUCAGGUCAGACCAGGCCAAGGUCUUUUUCAGGAAUCUGGAGCGCAGCGAACGAGAUAUGAUUUCGAGGAGACAACGAGGCCGAGGAUUGGGGAGAAUUAUGCAUCGUCAAAGAGGAGCACAUCGUCGCCCCAUUUCUUCUUCGUUUUUCAAUGGCAUGGACAUCUUUGGCUUUCUGCUCGCGUGGAUUGCUGUGGUUGCAACCAUAGCAAAGAAUGGGAAUGGGUUGUUUUGUGAGGCAUCCGCGUGGUCUUAUAUAUUUGGAGAAUCAGAAAUCCAGGAGCACGAGAACAACCACGGUGAAGUUCUCUCUGCAUCGGGAGAGGAACUCGAACUCGUCUCUCCAAUUGUGAAUCGCGAAAUCAGGGUUUCCGUCAAGGCACCCUGGCCUUCGUCAUCGAUGCACUCAGUCCUGUGUGAGGCCUUUUGCUUUCUGAAAGGAGAUUAUUCCUUUCUGGACGGCCUGGCGGUCAACCACGGCAGAGACCACCUGGUCACGUUUGAGCGUGCUACCGAGUAUGCUCUCGAACUGGCCGCUGGACUCGAAGACAAACACGAACAAACGCUUCGUUUGCUCAAGGUGGCGCUAACCAUGCGGGCAAUGGCCCCGACCUGCGAAUUGCAUCGAACAAUUGCACACGAUCGAUAUCCAGAACAUGUCGAUUUUUUGGAAUCUUUUGGAGUCAUCACCUAUAAGACAAUGGACGGAGAAACGGCCGAGUUUCUAGUGGAGACCUCUGCGAACAUUCCGAGAUCGCAUACAGAAAUGCCAAAACUGACCAAGACCGAACGAAACGCAUUGCUGCUGCCCGAUGAGGUCAUUCGACAGGGGUCCAAGAGGAUCGACGUGAGCAAGGAAGUGCACGGCGAAGACGACGACGAGAUGGUCACCGGAAUCUUCAUCUUGUACACCCAACUCGGAGGUCUUUCAUUUGCUACGUUUUACCACAAACUGAUAGAAAACAAAAUUCCUUUUGUGGUUCGGCACAUGGGAUCGGACGAUGACGAUCAAGCACACACGGUUUUGCAAGGUUAUGGAGUGCGACUCGAUAUUCGAAACGUUGAAUAUAAAGUCUUUGACGACGACAAAAAAAGGAGUGACGAAUCUACCCAAGACGCAAUGAUCAAUCUUACCAAGCUGGGUGCGUCCGAUGAUAUUGAAAUUGAUGACGAUGAUAGUAGUCAUCUCGAUGAUACUGCGGGCGCUUCCUGUGAUAGCAGCGACAGUGACACAUUUCGCCAAGAAAGCGUAAAAACAAGAUAUCCGAGAUUGACAACGCACUUUUUAGCCGGGAUUAAUCUCACGGCCUUGGAUUUAUCGGAUGAUGAAAGCGGAGCCCAUUCGUAUUCUAAGGAAGAAAUGCAGCGAGAAUUAUGGAAAUUGCACACACGGUUUGAACAGCACAGUCAACUCAUUCCCCCCACCUGGCAAAGACGACACUUAUCGAUACAAGCCGCAGCUGUCGUUGCUAAUUCCCGUCAACCCCUGAUAACCUUGCAAGAUGUCUCGCAGAAUCUCCCGUCCAUGGCAUCGACCUUAGUCCACGUGACUGUGCCAAAGGAUAUCAAUGAGAUUGCCGGGUCGAUGGAAUCUACCCUGCAACGACUGAUUAGCACCAGUGGGGGUGGCAUUUGGAUUAAUGGCAGACCUGUAAACAUAGAACGACCGUCCUUCAAUGUGUUUGAUAUGGUCCAGCUGCUACAAGAUGAAGUGAAAGAACUUGAGGAACUCGAACGUAAGUUCCGAUCAAUUCUGCCAUCGCAAAAUCUGAAGAACGCCCUCGAGCGAAUCCAAGAUGCGUUCAUUCAGGGCGAUUCAUUUUUUACCAGCAAUGACAAUGGGGAAGACAAUGGAAGUGCCGACAAUGAGGAGGCUGAUGAUCAUACGACAGAGGGCCUUUACAGGAUCGAUCUGGCCAGCGGUGACAAGGAUUCUGUGAUUUACAUGAAUGAUUUGGAAAAGGACAGGAGCUAUUCUUCGUGGGGCACAAGUGUCAGAAAUAUGCUCAUGGCUAUGCAGUACGGAAUGCCUCCCUCCAUCCGAAGAAACUUGUUUACAGUGUUGCUCGUCGUCGAUCCCMUAGAAAAUGAAACUGAAAGCUCGAACACAAACUAUGCAGAAGCUUUGCUUGGUCAACUGGUACAAGAGCAAUACCCUGUUAGAUCGGCAGUGGUAGCUGUAAGUCAGAAAGACAUUAAUACGUGUAGUCAACUUGUUUCAAGUGGCAAAGCAUGUGAACUACCUGCAGAUCAUUGGCUCAGCCAAGAAGACCCCCUAACCGUCAAUGAUCUCAAAGAAAUCAAAGCCACGACUCGAGACGUCCAUCGGCUUUAUGCGUACGUGCGGCAAGUGGUUGCUAGUAGCAAUGGCCAGGCAUCGGUAAUGUAUCAACUAUACAUGGGAACCUCUAUUCAGCGGGAGACUCCUAGUAAUGGAAAUUACUUUUCACUUUUUGAUCUGUUUAACAAACACAACGAGAUCCUUGUUGCGCUAAGAUUGACUCACGCAAACAUCCCGCUUGAAAAUAUCGUAGAAUCUCUUCGGAAGAACGAAAACGUCUCGAACUAUUCAUACGGGAAAGCUGUAAUGUUUGCCACGAACAAAGGACUGAAAACUGGCAUGAGUUUCAUCAACGGGCGACCGCUCCCUGCGAAUGAGGAUGACUCAGAAAAACUUCAAAUUGUAUUCAGCGAAGAACAACAGCUUGUUUUCAAGAUGAUUGUGGACGGAGAAAUAACAGACGAAAAGCCAAGAAACUUUUAUUACAAGCUUAUCAAGGGCAACAAGAAGGAUGUUUUUCCUAGAUUACAUCCUCUAUUGACAGAAGGCGGGAGUGCGAACGCUUUUCUAGACCUUGAGCAUAACUUUGGAACGGAUUCGCUCAUGGUUCCUAAGUUGAUGGGGAACGAUGCCUCAUACUUGGAUACCGACGCGACAUUUCUCUACGAGGCAUUUCUUGCCAUUGAUACACCGAAAGGUUUGUCUCUUGCCCUUGACUUUUUGAAAGCUAUGAAUACUCUAUCCAAAAAUGUUGGGGACACUACUAUAUCCGCAAGGUACCGUAUUCUUCCGAGUACGAUCAAUAGCGCCAGGACUGAUUUAUGCAAAAUACUCAACUCCGCAGGAAAACUUGGAUUCGAAAAAGUGAAAGAAAUUUUGCAAUUCAAACUUACUUCUCCUGAUGAUUCAAUCGACGGUUAUCGAGAAUUGGUUGAUUCUCGAUCUUGCAAUGACCUCUCGUACCUCCAGGAAGAACUCUCGUCAGAUAACUUUCUGACAGCCAAUGGAAGAGUGUACAACAUUGAUAACCCUUCCUUGAGCAUAACCGAUAUUGAGCUCUUGACAAGUUUGACCCUCCAGUCUACCAAGAUAGUGUCGGAAAUGAUGAAGUCUGAUGUCGAUGAAAUUUCAGCCUUUGAUGUUAUCGGGCGAACCACGGCAUUUUUGUCAACAAAGAAAAGUGAAAAAAAGAAAAGAUCGGAUCCAGCUGCUGUAAUAAAGGUUUUGGAAAAGAAAAACAAUAUUGUUAACAAUCCUCUCCGAUUUUUGUGGAACAGAAAAGAAAAUAAUGUUCGAGGGUCUUUGCGAACCAAAGUCACUGCAAUCGUUGAUCCAACGACAGAGACUGCUCAGCGACUAUCUCCUCUGCUUUUGGUUAUCCGCGAUGAAUUAAAGCUUCAGCUAGAUCUUCUUUUGGCGCCGCGUACGGAAUUAGAUGGCAACUCGGACAUUCCAAUUUCUAGUUACUACCGUUUCGUUGCGGACCCUUUGGCCUACCAGGCGCGUGACGAUAGCACGGGAUCACCCAUGGCCCUAUUUUCAAAUCUUCCAACUGAUCAAAUAUUGACCCUACGAAUGGAUGUCCCAGAACCAUGGGAUGUUCAGCAAACGCGUGCCAUCCAAGACACGGACAACCUACGUUGUGACCUACAGUCGGCAUGUGGUGAUGAUGAUCAAAUAGAUAUCGAGAUGCACGAGCAAAGGCAUGUUACGAACGUUGAGUACGGCCUCCAGCAUCUUUUGUUAUCGGGGCAAUGUUAUGAAACAAAUUUGUCGCCACCAAACGGACUCCAACUUGUUCUUUCCAAGGAAUUAAUUCUAUCUACUUCUAAAACUACUAGUGAGGUUUCGGUGGAUCCGGAGCCCGAUGAAUCGAUAAAGAUGGAACAUAGUGAUGUUGAAAUACCUCACAGAAGUCACUAUUCCGAUACACUUGUAAUGAAAACUGCUGGAUACUGGCAACUGAGAGCCAAUCCAGGAUUCUGGGAUCUAAAGAUAAAAGAAGAUUCUCGAGGAGCAGAAAUAUUUCAGAUGGUGGAAGGCGAAAUUAAACCCAGAGGUGUGCGGGUGACGAAGGCGAUCUCGGACAAUACGAAGAGACUUGUUAUUCGUGACUUUGUUGGGCGUGGUAAUUCUGACUUUCUUCUAGUGAAACGAAAACCUGGAUACGAAUUGGCAACGCUGUUUCAUGAUGACAAGAAAGGACUAUCCCAAAAUGAUGAUGACGUGGUUCAUGUAUUUUCUCUUGCUACCGGCCAUCUCUACGAAAGAUUCCUAAAGAUUAUGAUGUUAUCGGUAACGAAAAGGACAUCUGCAAAGGUGAAAUUCUGGUUAUUCGAAAACUUCUUAUCUCCCACCUUCAAGGCAACAUCUAUAGCAAUGGCGAAGAGGAUAGGAUGCGAGGUAGAGUUUGUCACAUACAAGUGGCCCGAAUGGCUUCGCGGACAAAGCGAGAAGCAAAGAAUCAUAUGGGGAUAUAAAAUUCUCUUUCUGGACGUACUAUUUCCUUUGAAUGUGAAGAAAAUAAUUUACGUUGAUGCUGAUCAGGUGAUUCGAGGAGACCUCAAGGAACUGUGGAAUAUGGACUUGAAGGGUGCACCAUACGGAUAUACGCCCAUGUGUUCGUCGAACGAAUCAACUUUGGGUUUUCAGUUCUGGAAUCAAGGCUUUUGUAAGUAAUGUUUACCCUUUUUGGAGGUCAUCAACCAACGAAUCAGUCGCCAGUGUACUUUCAUCGCAUUGUAUCUCAUUAUGCACCGUACGGGCUACUUUCUGUACAUACUUUGUUCUAUAAUGCAGGGAAAAAUCACUUACGAGGGAAGCCGUACCAUAUUUCGGCCCUCUACGUCGUUGACUUGGAGAAAUUUAGGAAGGAUCGUGUAGGAGACACGCUGCGAGCUCAGUAUCAGGCCUUGUCCGCCGACCCAGGUAGUCUAGCCAACCUUGAUCAAGACUUACCAAAUUACGUCCAAUUCCAAGUUCCAAUAUUUUCGCUUCCCCAGGAGUGGCUUUGGUGCGAAUCCUGGUGUUCAAUCGAAACAAAAGCCAAUGCAAAAACUAUCGAUCUCUGCAACAACCCACUGCACAAAGAACCGAAAGUGUCUAUGGCCAAGGUGAGAAACUUUGCUCAAAGAUAACAGUCAUGAAGCAUUUUUUUCUACGAUAGACCAAUUGGAUCUAUUUACUUUUCUCGUAACUAACUUUUGAUUCCUGCAAAACUUGCUUGUUUUGCUGUCUCCAAAUCUAACACACCAGAGAAUAAUUAGUGGGGACUUAUUUGAAGAAAGCUGGAUAGAACUUGAUGCAGAAGUAGGAAAGUAUGAGAGUGAAUAUUUCCUCGGGUCACUACCAUUGCAUCAAUAAAUGCUGUUUAGCUUGGUGAGCACAAAAAAUGGAAAUUUUGUAAAAAUUGCCAAACCAGUUGAAAUUUAUGUAAGGGAAACAAUUGAUUUGCGCGUAGUAGUAAUUGGAAAAAAAAAAUACUGUAGGUUGUGACAGGGGUCAUAAAUAGGAGGGGUGCGCAACGCGUCGAAAACUGCUGCAGAAUGAUUAGAAAAUUCAUAUUCCAUCCUCGGUACCAAUAAGAAAAAUUUCCCUAGAGA
This is a messenger RNA of Pseudo-nitzschia multistriata, 5914 nucleotides long. Lineage: Eukaryota; Bacillariophyta; Bacillariophyceae; Bacillariales; Bacillariaceae. The record is from the annotation of a GenBank genome assembly.